GUUUCCUAUUACAGAUUAAUGGUGAUUCUCCUGAUCAGUAAAUAAUGGCUGAAUCUUCUGAAAGUGAUGUGGAUGAUGGCUCAGUGAUCAUAACAAAAAAGAGUUUGAAAAAAGCCAUUGCGUUGUUGGAAGAUGAUGAGUCUUCCAAGGAGGCACAUUUUGGUGGACGGAAGGCUGUGAGGGAAUGUCAGCUGCCGUGUCUACAAGCCCACAACCUCUGUGCUGCAGCGGACAUAUUCUCUGGCGACGGUAGCUUCAACAGACAAGUUCUAGAAGAGCUGCGUGUGAGCUUCUUGACAAAUAACUAUCCAGCGGCUGCUAAAUUACUAGAGUGGCUUCUUCACAGAGCUACCAAGCCAGACCUGCCCAUACUGUGGAGGAGUGCUGUGGUUUUAUUUCUCAAUGAAGAUUGCAGUAAUCAGAAGCUUCUUGACGAGUUUCUUGAGAUGUGUGCCGAUCAAAGAUUACCUGAAUCAAAAAUACAUUUGAUAAAACUGUUAGUGUCUUUGCCGGGUCCAGAAAUGAUGGCUGCAAGAACAAAAAAGCUGUCAAGAAAAGUAGGAAGUGAAGUAACUGAUUCAAGAAGUGUGACGGAGAAUGAAGAUCCUGAUGAUCCUGACUGUUUUUUCAGUUAAAAGUGUAGUUCAAUUUAUUUUGUUGUGUUGUCUACACUUAUAUUUUGUAUAAACUUAAAUGUUGAUAACCAUUAGUGCCAAAAUAUUAAUUAUUUAUUAAUACCUUC
This is a messenger RNA of Macrosteles quadrilineatus (aster leafhopper), 742 nucleotides long. RefSeq lists its product as uncharacterized. Lineage: Eukaryota; Metazoa; Arthropoda; Insecta; Hemiptera; Cicadellidae. The record is from RefSeq and is a predicted model, not a curated record. The transcript has 5 exons. The coding region runs from base 45 to 635 and encodes 196 amino acids.